UCUUUGGUUUAUGACAGAUAAACUUUUUCAUUUUCAAUGUCGUUCCUGCUUUCAAUGAUGGCGUCUGCUGACCUGAGGUACGAGCUGACCUGCUCCAUCUGUCUGAACAUCUAUACAGAUCCUGUAACCCUGACUUGUGGACACAGCUUCUGUCGGAUCUGCAUUGGAGAUAUGCUUGGGGCACAAGACAGAUCUAAAUAUUAUACAUGUCCCGAAUGCCAAGUGAAGUUUCCAAAACGCCCUUCACUGGAGAGGAACAAAGCGUUGUGUAAAAUGGUGGAGAAUUUCCUAUGUGUUCACCCAGAGAAGGAGAAGGUUAAGGUUUUCUGCACUUACUGUUUGCACACUCAGAUACCUGCUGCUAAAACAUGUCUGCUGUGUGAAGCUUCUCUGUGUGACACGCACCUGAAGGUCCACAUCAAGUCAGCAGAACAUGUCUUAAUAGAACCUACCAUUUCCCUGGAGAACAUAAAAUGCUCCAUCCAUAGGAAAGUCCUGGAGUAUUACUGCUGUGAGGAUGCUGCCUGUAUCUGUGUGUCCUGUAGCCUGGCUGGAGAGCACAGGGGACACCAGGUGGAGACUCUAAUUGAAGCCUCUGAGAAGAAGAAGGAUGAACUGAGAGAUAUUCUGGAGAAACUGACCUCAAAGAGAGAGGAGGCUGAGAAAAGAUUCCAGAACCUGCAAGAGCUCAGAAGGGAAGUGCAAGAAAAAGCAGCUGGUGUGACAAAGCGUGUCACUGCCAUGAUUAGGGGCAUCAGGGAAGAGCUGGAUGUCCUAGAGAAGCGAGUCCAUACUGCGAUCUCCAGAGAGGAAGAGCAGGUCUCACUCCGAGUCUCAGAUAUAAUUCAGCAGCUGGAAAUGAAGAAGGAGGAACUGUCCAGGAAGAUAGGUCACAUUGAGGAACUGUGUAAAAUGACAGACCCAUUAACAGUCUUACAAGGAUGGAAAUCACACAGCUCUGACUAUUGUGAUACUGAGGAGGGAGAUAAUGCAGACAGAGAGAGAGAAGAUAUUAAGGUUUGUGCUUCAAGACAUCUGAAUACAGAUGAGAUCUCAGUGACCUUGCACAAAGGUUUAGCUGGACUUGUGACUGGGAUAAAGAGACUGCUCAAUGUACGAGCAGACGAGUUACUGGUUAUGAACAUAGCAUCAGGUACAUUGCUAGAUGUACAUAAUGCUUCACACAUGUUACUGGACGUAGAAACGGCCAGCAAUAAUGUAGCAAUAUUAGAUGAUUUCAAAACUGCCUCUUGGUCAGAAAUAAGUCAGUGUCGAAGUGAAACGCCAAAGAGAUUUCAGUUUUACCAAGUUUUAAGCUCUGGGAGUUUCUCCUCAGGGCGACAUUACUGGGAAGUGGAAGGCAGUAAGUCAGGGGGAUGGAGGGUAGGGAUGGCCUAUCCUAGUAUAGACAGGAAAGGGGAUAAAUCAGGACUUGGGAAUAAUAACCAGUCAUGGUGCUUAGAGUGGUUAGAUAAUAAGUAUUCAUUGAGACAUAAUAGCAAAAUAACCAGUUUACCCCACAGGUCAGAGAGUCAGAGAUUAAUGAUCUACCUGGAUUAUAAUUCUGGGCGGCUGUCCUUCUACGAGCUGAGUGACUGCAUCAAGCACUUACACACCUUCACUGCCACCUUCACCGAGCCGCUGCAUGUUGGGUGCAGAGUAUUUAUGAAUAGCUGGGUGAGCAUAGUUAGAAAGAAAAUGGUUUGAAUUCAAAUAUUAGGCCACCGUGGCCACUUGAAUAACCAAGGUUUUUUACUAAGCAUUCUGGGAAAUCAGAGUGAAUUUCAAGCAGUGAUAGCAAACUGAACACAUGUGACCCGCAGAUUGUUAGUCAGUUUGGACAUUGCGGUGUAAACAUUUUAAUUCACUUUGAAUUCCCAACUCACAUAUUAUUGAAUAACCCGGCAAGUCAGCCAUGUUCUCAGUCAUGCUAUAUCAGGCGACACUAUGUACACUUUCAGGAGGGGGGGGGGGGUGUAAGUUCUAAUGAAAGGUUCGCUGGCCACACCACACCACCCCCCAUAUAUUUAUGUACAAUUUUGAAAGCUUACUGUCUGAUUGAAGAUUUUAAUUCAUCAGUAUAAAUGAUAUUUAGAACUAGAUCAAAGAAAUGUAUUGGAUUUUUGCAGUUUAAAUGUUCAGCUGGUGAUUAUAUCUACUUAUCAAAUCGUUUUGAUGGUUAAUAUUCACCUGUCAAUAACAAUAAUAAUACUAUAACCAUAAUUAUAUAUACAGUAUACACAGGCC
This is a messenger RNA of Pelobates fuscus (common spadefoot toad), 2247 nucleotides long. Its product is annotated as E3 ubiquitin/ISG15 ligase TRIM25-like. Gene Ontology annotation, molecular function: protein binding; zinc ion binding. The coding region runs from base 37 to 1707 and encodes 556 amino acids. The record is from RefSeq and is a predicted model, not a curated record. NCBI's taxonomy places the organism in Eukaryota, Metazoa, Chordata, Amphibia, Anura, Pelobatidae. The transcript has a single exon.